CCGCCCCUUUUGUCUUUUGAAAUAGAACUCGGACCAUCUGUAUUUUCUCUCUCUAAAAUCGAGCAGAAAAUACAGAUCUGAAAUGCUCGCUGAAUCGAUUGAAUCAGACGGCUCACUGACUUUAUCUCUCAUUCGAUCGCGUAGUUCUGAGCUCAAUUCGGUGAGCUAGUUAACGGUCUAAAUAUACUAAAGUUUUACUUGACAUCAAAUUUUCAGAUUAUGUCUUUAACAAAGAUUGUGGUCCAGUUUUGUGAUAAGGUGGCUCCUCCUGGCACUUCUUAGGGAAAUUGAUAAUGAUUAGGGGAAGAGAUUCUAGAGAGAAUUGUCGACGAGUAGGAAUUGGGGUAUGCAAAUUUGCCUGUUUGUUAAGCAAUGAUGGAAAGUGAUAGGACCAACAGUACUCCUUCAGAUGGGGGCACCGAUGGUCUUCAGAGAAUGCGGUCUUUGCAUGGGAGGACAAGUGGCCCUACCAGGCGUUCAACAAAGGGUCAAUGGACAGCAGAAGAGGAUGAUAUUUUGUGCAAGGCUGUUCAACGCUUUAAAGGAAAAAACUGGAAAAAAAUAGCGGAAUGUUUCAAGGACCGAACAGACGUACAAUGUUUACAUAGGUGGCAGAAAGUUUUGAAUCCGGAACUUGUCAAAGGUCCUUGGUCUAAAGGGGAGGAUGAAAUUAUAGUUGAAUUGGUGGAUAAGUAUGGGCCAAAAAAAUGGUCUACCAUUGCACAACAUUUACCUGGACGUAUUGGAAAGCAAUGUCGGGAAAGGUGGCAUAAUCACCUUAAUCCAAAUAUCAGCAAGGAGGCCUGGACGCAAGAAGAGGAAUUGACUUUGAUUAGUGCCCAUCAAAUUUAUGGGAACAAGUGGGCAGAGUUGACAAAAUUUUUGCCUGGGAGGACGGACAAUUCCAUUAAAAAUCAUUGGAACAGUUCUGUAAAAAAGAAACUAGACUCAUACUUGGCUUCAGGCUUACUUGCACAGUUCCAAGGCCUGCCUCAUGUCAGCUACCCAAACCAAUCAAUACCUUCAUCUUCUUCAACAAUGCCACUGAGCAGUGGUGAUGAUAGCGUUCCCAAAGAUGGGACGGAAGCAGAGGAGAUUUCAGAAUGUAGUCAAGGAUCAACUGUUGUUGGUUGUUCUCAAUCAACUAGUGAUAUGCCCAAUGCCGUGGCACAUACAAGAGAAGAAUGCCGACUGACUGAAGAAUCUGGUCAUGGCAAGGAGGAUCCAAGCUUCAGUCCAGCUUCAUGUUCUGAAAAUUAUCACACAGCUUUUCAAGAAGUUGCUUUUUGCAUGCCAGAAGUACCUUGUGACUUUGGGGGCUCUUCCAACUACCUUGAACAAAAUUACACACCUGGCUGGGGAAGUUAUGCAGGUAAAGAUUGGCAGCUUAACUCAAAUGAAUCCUCAGAAUUUUUGAUGCAUUGUAUAGGUGGCAAUGAAAACCCUGAAGUGGUUCCUUUCCAAUUGCAAACUUCUGUGGGUUUAAAUGUUUCUCCUUCUGUGGGAAAUUUGGUUUUGGGAUCUGGCGAUCCGGAGCACAUGCUGAUACAUGAAGAUGGAUGUUGCAGGGUGAUAUACCCAGAGGCAGAGAUGGAUGGAUACUUUUCUUCUACAAAAUGCUCAGAUAUUAUGGAUUUUAAUGAAUCUGCAGACUCAUUGCUUUACCAACCGUCAAAUUAUCAGCUCCCUGAUCCCCCAAAGUCGGACAUGUUAGGAACUUUAUGCUCUCAACCUUUUGAUGUUCAGUCACAACUUCCUCCUGAUGAUAGUGCACUUUUCUUUGGUAGUGAUCCCAAUCAGUUUAAUGAUCUCUCUCAUGGAAACGAAGAAGAGGAGCUUGCAAAGAGUCCAAAUGAUGAUUUUAUCUAUGCCAAUGACUCUAAUAAUUCUCCCGGCAAUAAUGGCAAAGAUAAUAUGGGUCAACAAGAUGAACCAGACCAGGCAAGGAAUUCCUUAAAACUAGUUCCUGUAGAUGCUUUUAGUUCAGGACCAUCAAACAAUAUCCAAAGUCAUUCUUCACUGGAGGAAAAUCCAAUUGUGCCAACUGAACAGCAGGAAACAGGAGCUUUAUUUUAUGAACCUCCUCGUUUUCCAAGCUUGGAUAUUCCUUUUUUCAGUUGUGAUCUCAUACAAUCUGGAACUGAUAUGCAACAAGAAUAUAGUCCUCUUGGUAUCCGGCAACUGAUGAUGUCAUCUAUGAACUGUUUUACUCCAUUUAGGUUAUGGGAUUCACCAUUGCGGGAUGAUAGUCCAGAUGCUGUGCUGAAAAGUGCUGCCAAAACAUUCACAGGCACACCAUCGAUAUUGAAGAAACGAAACCGUGAUUUGGCAUCACCUAUGUCAGAAAAGAGAAGUGAGAAAAAGCUCGAAAGCGGCAUGAAUCAGGAGUCAUUUUCCAGCUUGGCUAGAGAUUUUUCUCGACUAGAUGUUAUGCUUGAUGGCAAUGGCAACCCAAAAGCGCCUCUGUUGUCUCCAGCACCAAACCAGAAAGGAGAAUCUGGGAACUCCACUUCUAAUAAAGAAAAUUCGAGUCAUGCUCUAGAAGCAGGAAAAGAAGAGGGCAGAGAUGCUAAAACUAAGGGUGAUUUGGAUGCUGCAACCAAAAAUGUGCAACAAGCAUCAGCAGUCCUAGUUGAACAUAACAUGAAUGAUCUGCUAUUUUUUUCUCCGGAUCGUUAUGAAGACAGAGCCCUUGGGACAAGUAUUAGAACUCUUGGAAUUCAGUGUUCUAGAAGGUUAGAAACUACAUCAAAUCAAGUUGCUCUCUCAGAAUCUUCAUCAGGGAAUCCGUGUUCAUCUAUUGUUAGCUCUCCUACUGUCUCCGGAAGGAAGGAUAAAAGUCGGUUGGUUGCAGCUGUGUCCGCACAAUCUGUUCCUGCAUCAAAUCCUCUGGAGAUUAUGGCUGGAAGCUCUGGGAAUGAUGCCGGUGUUGAAAAUUUGUGCGUAUUUGGUGAAACUCCUUUCAAAAGAAGUAUCGAAUCCCCAUCAGCAUGGAAGUCUCCUUGGUUCAUUAACUCUUUUCUGCCAGGCCCAAGAAUUGAUACAGAUAUAACAAUUGAGGAUAUUGGUUACUUUAUGAGCCCCGGGGAUAGAAGUUACGAUGCCAUUGGGCUAAUGAAACAGUUAAGCGAGCAUACUGCAGCUGCAUUUGCUGAUGCCCAAGAGGUUUUGGGAGAUGAAACGCCUGAAACAAUAUUAAAGCAAAGACGCUCCAACAACCAGAAAUUGGAUCUGGAGAAUUGUGCCCUGAACAGUCAGCCAGAUAACCAUUCCCUUUUGGCUUCAAAUGUCCCGACGGAACGGCGUGUGCUAGAUUUCAGUGAAUGUGGGACACCUGGGAAAGGAAAAGAAAGUGGAAAAUUUUCAACUGUGACAAUUCUCUCAAGUCCCUCUUCCUAUCUGUUGAAGGGUUGCAGGUAGCUGGGAAAGGAAAACUGAAUGUGGGCCACCAGGGAAAGUAAAAGAAGGAAAGUCCUUGUGGCUAUAUAGCCUUAUGCUGCUGUUACAUUUCGAAGUUUAUAUAUAUAUAUAUAUACAUGUGUGUAUUUUUCUUUUUCUUUUUUCCUGUAUUAUUCUUCCUUCCCCAAUUGGAUUUUUAAUUUAUUAAAAUUGAUAAAAGAUUGGUUUAGUGCAUUCUGAA
Camellia sinensis is the source of this 3640-nucleotide messenger RNA. NCBI's taxonomy places the organism in Eukaryota, Viridiplantae, Streptophyta, Magnoliopsida, Ericales, Theaceae. The record is from RefSeq and is a predicted model, not a curated record.